Eupeodes corollae is the source of this 3009-nucleotide messenger RNA. RefSeq lists its product as uncharacterized. The transcript has 4 exons. Gene Ontology annotation, molecular function: nucleic acid binding. The coding region runs from base 1 to 3009 and encodes 1002 amino acids. Gene Ontology annotation, biological process: DNA integration. The record is from RefSeq and is a predicted model, not a curated record. Lineage: Eukaryota; Metazoa; Arthropoda; Insecta; Diptera; Syrphidae.
AUGCAUUUUAUGUUUCAUGAUGCCAUUAGGGAUGAGAUUGAUUUGCACGAGCUUGUCCAUCGUCACUUUACCACCGAGGAGUUCGGUGUAAUGCCUCCUAAGGGUGAAAUUCUAAGCCGAGAAGUAAGUCGAUCCCUAGACAUUAUGGAACGUUCACUUAAACUAGUUGACAGACAAUAUGAGAUUGGCCUUUUAUGGGAUUCGGACAAUGUGAAAUUACCUGAGAGCUACAACAUGGCCUUUAAAGGUCUUCAGGUGCUAGAGAAGUCUUUGACAAGGAAGCCGGAGCUGCUGGAAUGGCAAAACAAUUAUUUUGCAAGUCUGCUUUCCAAAGGGUAUGCUAGGAUUGCAUCAAAGGAAGAGUUGGAGAGAGAAUGGGACCGCGUCUGUCAUUUGAUGAAGGGACCAGACAACUUAGUUCCAUUACAUGCUGGAAUCUUUAAGUUCCGAGAACGCCAAGUGGCUGUGAACGCAGAUGUACGUGAGAUGUUCCACAGAAUACGUAUCAAGGCCGAGGACCAGCAAUGUCAACGGAUUUUAUGGAGAGACGGAGAUACAUCGAGGGAGCCAACAGUCUACAUCAUGCAGGUCAUGAUGUUUGGUCCCCGAUGUUCACCAUCAUGCGCCCAGUAUGUGAAAAAUCACCAUGCUAAUCUCUUUAAAGAAGAGUGUCCCGAAGCAGUGAAUGGGUUAACCAAACGGACAUACGUAGAUGACUAUUUGAGUAGUCACAACUCAAUUGAAGAAGCUGUUGCCGUUACGAAAGAUACGAUUCGUAUAUGUCAUUCGAUGAAUUUUGAUUUGGUUGGAAUACAAUCAAAUAGCCGUGAGUUUUUGGAUCAGAUGCCGGAGGGUAACGUGAAUUCUAAAUUAGUAAGCAUUAAUCCAAAUGAAAGUGAUCAUAUUAUGUCCAAAGUCUUAGAAGAAAUGCUAACCGAAGAUGCUGUGAUCACAAAACGAAAGAUGCUGAAGACCAUUAUGAAGAUAUUUGAUCCUCUGGGAAUUGCUUCUGUAUUUAUAAUCCGCGGCCGAAUUUUACUUCAAGAAGUAUGGAGAGAAGGCUUCGAGUGGGAUGAACCAGUGACUUCAGAUUUAAGACGUCUAUGGCGGGAUUUCAUCAAGGAUCUCAAGCAGAUUGAGAGCAUCAAAGUUCCCAGGCGUUACGUUUCGUGGGAUCCCGACGAAUCUAAGUUUAGUCUGGUGGUUUUUGCCGACGCUUCGGAGAAGGCGUUUGCUUCAGUGGCCUACUUACGUUUUGACCGCGACGGUGAUGUUGAGGUUUCGGUAGCCAUGGCAAAGGCGAAAGUGGCACCCCUUAAACAAUUAUCCAUCCCUCGCUUGGAGUUGCAAGCUGCGGUACUUGGCGUUCGUUUGGCAACUACAAUCAAAGAGUCACAUACGUUGCAUAUUUACGAAGUACUGUUCCUUAGUGAUUCGAAGACGGUGCUUUCAUGGAUAAACUGCUCAAAUAGACUACCUGCCUUUGUCGCAACGCGGGUGGGUGAAAUCUUGGACACUACUUCUCCCCGCCAAUGGUUCCACAUUCGGUCUAACGACAACGUGGCCGAUUAUGGCACAAAACGAUUCGAAAAAUCAAUGGGAGACCAAGAUACCAGAUGGUUUAAAGGUCCAGAUUUUUUAAAACUUCCCUUUGAGGACUGGCCCAUUUCGUCAUUCAAAGCCGACUCUGAGCUAGUGAUGGUUAAGGAAAAGUCAGCGAAAACGUUAUUUCACAAGAAGCCCAUCGCUUAUGAAGUUUUUGUCACACCCGUUGAGUUCUGGCAUGCUGAAGAUUGGAUGUUCAGAAGGAUUCAGGAAGAAGCCUUCCCCAAUGACAUCGCUUCGUUAAGGAUGAGCGGUAAUGUCAGUGCUUCAAGUUCGAUACUAAGUUUAUCGCCGUUUUUGGAUGAUGAUGGAACGUUGCGAAUGCGGUCAAGAGCGCAAAAGGCUAACUGCUCAUAUUCUUCUCGCAAUCCGGCAAUUUUUCCUAAAACCCAUCCAUUGGUCGACUUUUUCAUUGAACAUCAUCACCAAAGGAAUUUCCAUAUGGGGACUGCCACUGUAAUAUCCGACAUUCGAGAAAUUGCGUGGAUCAUUAGCAUUCGAGGAGCGGUUGAUCGAGUGAGAAAAGGGUGCUUUAUGUGCAAGCGUCUCAAGGCCAGAGCAGUCAUGCCGGCAAUGGGACAGCUUCCACCGGCUCGCCUAGCCUUUGAUUCCAGGCCCUUUACCCAUGUCGGCGUGGAUUGUUUCGGACCCAUGUCAGUAAAAAUCAAUCGAAGCACUGUAAAAAGUUACGGUAUGAUCUUCACAUGCCUAACUUUUAGAGCAGUGCAGAUCGAAUUGCUAAAUGAUCUGAGCUUGGAUCAAUGUUAUAUGUCUGUCAGACGUUUCCUUAUAAACCGAGUCGUAACCAAGUAUUUCUAUAGCGACAACGGUCUCAAUUUCGUUGGAACAAAAAAUUUGCUGGAAAAAGAUGUCAAAGAGAUGCAGACUUCACUUUGCGAAUAUUCUUCAAAGUAUGAGGGCGUAUUAUGGCGGUUCAUUCCAGCUUAUUCGCCUUGGAUGGGUGGAGCAUGGGAGCGUCUCAUUCAAUCCAUUAAGAAGAGUGUGAAUUUCGUGCUACAGGUUCUCGUUCUUAGGGAGGACGUUUUGCGGAACGCACUCAUGGAGGCUCAAUGCCAAAUAAACCGCCGUCCGCUCACUCACAUCCCGGUCGAUCCUGAAGAUCCCAAACCACUAUCGCCGAACUCAAUGCUAUUUGGUGAGGAUGAUCGUGACGUUACGGCCCCCGGAAUUUUUCAUGAAAACGAUUUCUGCAGCAAACUUUAUGGUCGCAGAUCCCAACACUUAAUGUCUGAGCUAACCAAAAGAUGGUACGCUGAAUAUUUGCCCGUAAUCACUAGGAGAUCAAAGUGGUUUAAGGACACAAAACCUAUACAGCUUAAUGAUAUCGUCAUCGUUAUUGAACCAAACGAAAUCCGUUCGAGUUGGCGGAAGAGUAAAAUCUAA